AUGAUAUAUGAAGGUCAAAAAGUUAUAUUUAAUCAUACAGAAUAAUAUUAAUUAUUAAGGCAAAUAUAAAACUAAGACGAAAAUUAAACUAAAAAGCAUGAAGAAGGAGAUCGUCCGUUUUCAAUUCGUUUAGCAAAGUAUUUAUUAAUAACCGGUGCUGGGGAUAUCUUAGAUGGGGUUAAUGCUCUAUUUUCUUUGAUUUUUGUAAUGCUUCAUGCAGUAGAUACUUAUAGUUGGCCUACUACUAACGAAGAUUUCUAAGAACCAAAUCCUUAUAUAGUUAUUAUAGAAAUUGUUCUUAUUGUUUAUUUUAUACUUGCCUAUUUAAUUAAUUUCUAUAUAUCAGAAAACAGGAUUUUUUAUGCGUUUAAUUAUAUUCAAAUUCUCGAAUAUGUUAGUAUUGUUCCUACUUUAUUAUUAAGAAUGGGCUUAUUAGCAUAAAAGAAAUUAGAGCCAAUUCUUUCUCGUAGAGCAAGUGAUGUAACAAGAAAUAUGUUCAAAAUUUUAUUCACAUUAUUUUCUAUAAUGGUGGAAGCCAGUUCAUUUUUAAUGGUAGUUGAAAAAUAAGGAAACUUAUUUCAUGAUUAUUUAUAUUUCACAGUAGUAACUAUGUCCACAGUAGGAUUUGGAGAUAUAUAUCCACAUGAAGAAUUAGGAAGAGUAAUAGCUAUAAUAACAAUUUUGAUAUUAUUAAUGUAUAUUCCGACUUAAAUAGAAGCUUUAUCAAAAUCAUUAAAAUAAACAAGUAAAUAUGCAACGAAUAAAUUCACAAAAAAAAGCUCAGAUUUAAACCAUAUUUUAAUUUUAGGAAAUACAUAAUUAGAAGGAUAUAAAACUUUUUUAUCAGAAUUAUAUCAUUAAGAUCACGGAGUAACUGAAAUACCUACAGUAAUAAUGAAGCCACAUCAUCCGAAUGAGGAAAUGUAGAAGAUUUUAUAAAAAAACCAUUUAUAAACUAAAUUAACUUAUUUAUAUGGAAAUCCGUUAAAUUCAGAAGAUUUGAAACGCGCUUAAACCGAAAAUUCCUAAUGUGUGAUAAUCCUAGCAGAUAAAAUGACCAAAGACGCUGAUGAAGAAGACAAAAGAAAUAUAAUGUACACUUUAGCAGUGAAAUAAUACGUAUAGAGUAUGUGCUAAAAUGAUAUAAGAGUAUGUGUAUAGCUUUUAAAACCGGAAUUAAAGGACAUCUACUUCGAAUCUUUAAAUCAGGGAGAAAUUGACUAGGUAAUUUGCGUUGAUGAAUUAAAGCUUUAUCUAUUAUCAAAAACAUGCCUAUGCCCAGGAAUAAAUACUAUUAUAAGUUUCCUUAUUACUUCAGAUAAACCAGGAACGAAUGUAAUUGAUAGAAAAGAUGAAGAUUCAUGGAUUAAUGAUUAUAUUAGAGGGAUGCAGAAUGAAAUUUAUAGAGUUCCUUUAGAACCUGAUGUAUUUGCAGGAUAUACUUUUUGCUAGAUUUCACAGGCGAUUUUCAAAGAGUUGGAAAUUAUACUUUUUGCGUUAGAAGUGAGUGUUUUAGGGGAAACCAAAGUAUUUGUUAACCCGGCAGAUUAUCUUUUUUAAGAUUAUGUUCAUCAUGGGUAUGUUAUUGCGUCUUCAUGUCCUAAUAUUAAAGAAUUAUAGAAAGUUAGCUUUGAAAAUAUUCCGAAAAAUCAUAAUUAUCCUAAUAUACCUAAAAAUAUGCCUGGACCGUCUAAUUUAAAAUCUCUUUUAUAAACAGAAUAAGACUCCAAAUAUAAAGCUUUUUAUUAAAAUAAAUAAGGAUAACAUACAUUAUAAUUAAAUUAAAAUACAGAUAAGAAAUUUGAAAAUCAUUAUAUAGUAUGUGGAAUUGUUUCAGGAAUGAAACAUUUAUUAAUGCCUUUAAGAGCCCGUUCUUUAAAAACUAUACACCCAAUAAUUAUUUUAAAUAAUGAUUAUAUGCCUUCUGAAUUAUGGAAUCAAAUAAACCACUUCCCAAAGGUAUAUUGUCUACAAGGUUCUCCUUUAAAAUAAGAAGAUUUAGAACGAGCAUGUGUAGGAAAAGCUUUGGCGCUUGUGAUAUUAUCGAAACCGCGAGAACAUGUAUCAAACAAUUCAGGUAUGGUUGAUGCGGAUACUAUUUUUAUAUAUAAGACAGUAAAAUAUAUGAACCCGAAAAUAUAAAUAAUUACGGAACUGGCAUCUAUGGCUACUAUAUCAUUUUUGAGUUAAUCCAAAAAUAAUUAUAUUAAAUAAAUAGGACAUAUAGCGAGCGAGCCGUUUGCCUCAGGAGAAAUUUAUAUUUCUACAAUGCUUGAUACUUUGAUUUGUUAGGCAUAUUAUAACCCAUUUAUUAUAAAUAUUUUAGAUUAAAUGAUUAUGGGAGGAGCCACUCUUAAUGCUAAAGCGAAAAGACUUUAUAGUCUUUUAAGAUUGUAAACAGGAAAUUUAUUUCUUAUUAAUAUUCCUAUAUCUAAAUAAGGGAAGACUUUUGGAGAAUUAUAUGAUGAACUUAUUAUGGAAUAUAAAAUGAUACCUAUAGGAUUGUAUAAAGGAGCUUAUGUUAAUAAAAAUAUUAAACCAUAUGUUUAUUUAAAUCCACCUUCUGAUCAUAUUUUAAAUAGUAAAGAUUAGGUUUAUGUUUUAUCUAUUAAAUAACCAAAAGAAAAAAUGGCAGAUUAAAAAGAAGAUGAUAAUAAAUAACUAAAUAAUUAAUUCCCAAAUAUUAAUUUAAAAAGUAAAUUAUAAGGUGAGGAAGGUAGAACAGAUAUUGAUAUUGCGAGAUAAUUAUUUAAAUUAAGUUAAGAAAUUAGUAAUUUAAUUUAAGAUGUGAAUUAAAUUAAUGAAAAACAAUUCCAUAGAAAUCUUUCGAAACCAGAAUUAAUUCCUUAGUUAAGAUCUUUGUUCAAAUAUGAAAUGUCUAACUUAAACAUUCAACAAAAUUUAUAUUGA
This is a messenger RNA of Ichthyophthirius multifiliis, 2910 nucleotides long. RefSeq lists its product as hypothetical. The record is from RefSeq and is a predicted model, not a curated record. The transcript is spliced from 11 exons. Lineage: Eukaryota; Ciliophora; Oligohymenophorea; Hymenostomatida. Gene Ontology annotation, biological process: potassium ion transport. Gene Ontology annotation, cellular component: membrane.